AUGCCUCCACGACCUUUACGGCCUAAAGAUGACCCUGCAACAUCUGAGGGCAGUGAGACUCCCGGAGAUAGCAAAUUCAGCAAGCGACGGGCAGUAUCUUCAGCCUGUAUCCCUUGCAGGAAGCGGAAAUCAAAGUGCGACGGAGCAGUACCGUCUUGCUCGACAUGCACAGCAGUCUAUCGAACGGAAUGCCAAUAUGAUGCAGACAGCGACCACAGACGGAAAGGCGCACUGAAACGCGACAUACAGUGUCUACAGCAGCAGAACGAUGCGCUCGAUGUCAUAGUAGCGUCGCUUAAGAGUCUACCUGAGAACGAUGCUGUCUCACUGCUGCACCACAUUAGAGCAGAUUCCUCGCUGGAUCUGAUCGCUGCUGCUCUCAGAACCAACGUCCGCCUACCAUCGAGUUAUGCUCCGCAGACCCUCGAGGCCGACUUUGCUCAGCAGAUGUCACAGGCCACACCAACGAGCAUUGGUCCUGCCGAACACAUAUCAGCAUCGCCGCGGAAAUUAUCCAGUGACGAUGGCUACCGAAGCAGCGAGAGUCCAACAACGAACGAGAUACCGACGGGCUGGUUCCAGCAGCCCCAAGAUGCUGAGUUCGUCGAACAUCUGCUCAAUCUAUUCCUUUCCUGGGUACACCCAUUCUACCACUUUUUCUCUCGCGAGCUCUUUCUGCGGGACAUGGGUCAGGGUCGAUCGAGUUAUUGCAGUGCUAUGCUUGUGAACGCAGUCUUGGCUAUGGCAUGUCAUUACUCUGAUCGACCGGGCGCGCGGAGCGAUCCCAACAACUCCAUGACUGCUGGAGACCAAUAUUUUGCGGAAGCCAAGAGGCUAUUAGACCGUGAUGGUAGAUCAUCUCUUACGACAGUCCAAGCUCUUGGAGUGAUGGCUGUACGGGAGUGCUCGCACGGUCGAGAGAGCAGCGGCUACAUGUAUGCUGGUCGGUGUCUGCGGAUGGCGCUCGAGCUCGGUCUGCAUCUGUCGGUCAUCGGCAGCGGGAUGAAGGCGUCGGAAAUGGAGUCUAGAAGGAUAACGUUUUGGGCGGUGUUCAAUCUGGAGACGACAUGUUCUGUUAGCUUUGGUCGACUCUCGCUACUACCUCGCGCAGCUGCUGACAUUCCAAAGCCGGCCAUGAGCGAACGCCUGGAGUCUACCACCUGGCGUCCGUACGUUGAAGAUGGCGUGGCCUUGAGUCCGAGCUCAGAACAGCCAGCCCGGCCAGCCUUGUUCGUUGACUGUCUCAGCAGACUCAGCGAGCUGGCAAGUGACAUGGUCAACACAUUCUAUGCUCCCCAAGAGCGCUUUACCAGCCGGCGAUUAGCUGCUGCUUACAAUCAGUACCAAGAAUGGUAUCAUAACUUGCCAGACGCGUUUCGCCUCGAAAAUACGACUCUGCCGCAUGUGCUAGUCCUCCAUAUGUACUAUCACUCUUGCGUACUGCAACUCUUCCGACCUUACAUCAAGCUUGACCUUAGAGGAGCUGGUCUCUUCCCACGAGAUACUUGCACCUUUCGUGCAAACGAGAUUUCCAGCCUCAUGAAUGCUCUGCGAGCCAUGUACGGCUUGAGACGCGUAUGCCAUCUGGUCUGCAGUUGGAUCAUGUCAGCAAGCACCAUUCAUCUGCUCAACCUACCGCAGGCUUCUGCCGCUGCAAACCUCAGCCAAGGUCUGCACGAUCUUAAAACGAUGUCUGUAAACCAUCUGUUCGCUGCUCGGUGUAUCGAUAUAAUUCGCGCGUUGGCCACGAAAUGGAACAUUGCGCUGCCCGAAGAUGCCGCAGCAGUGUCUAGCUUCCGCCUGAUGCGACAGUGGCCAUCGCCACCUGCAUCAGACUUCUUCGCCACGACCAUCCCACGGAAAGAUUCGAGUGGCAGUGGAGCGAAAUCUGGCGGCUCAAUAUCGAGUCACCAGCCCGAGACUCCAUUCCCACCGCCAUUACAACAACAGCAACAUUCAUCGCUACCACUCCUGCAGACCCAGCAGAACGUACCGACCUUCUACACAGACCCGACUGCUCCAAUGGACGCAGACCAAGCGCAACACGCCUUCUGGACACCCUUCCCAGCACAAGGCCUUCCUAUGUCUUUCAGCGAUAUCAGCAUGGACUUCAACUCACCCACAACCGGCUCCAUCCACGGUAUCUCAUGGCCCGGCUACGGCGGCUCAGCAGGUCCACCGACCACCCAGACCUCAAAUGCAUACGUUGACUCUCUGUUGAGCACAACAACUCCGGGGCAAAAUAUGGGCGAGGCACGCCGGUGGGGCUGGCAGUGA
Molecule: messenger RNA, 2277 nt
Organism: Recurvomyces mirabilis
Lineage: Eukaryota; Fungi; Ascomycota; Dothideomycetes; Mycosphaerellales; Teratosphaeriaceae
Exons: 4
Coding region: 1-2277 (758 amino acids)
Biological process (GO): regulation of DNA-templated transcription; DNA-templated transcription
Molecular function (GO): zinc ion binding; DNA-binding transcription factor activity, RNA polymerase II-specific; DNA binding
Source: RefSeq, a predicted model, not a curated record